This is a messenger RNA of Oncorhynchus kisutch (coho salmon), 1181 nucleotides long. RefSeq names its product PEST proteolytic signal-containing nuclear protein. The coding region runs from base 54 to 569 and encodes 171 amino acids. Lineage: Eukaryota; Metazoa; Chordata; Actinopteri; Salmoniformes; Salmonidae. The transcript has 5 exons. Gene Ontology annotation, biological process: protein ubiquitination; proteasome-mediated ubiquitin-dependent protein catabolic process. Gene Ontology annotation, cellular component: nucleus. The record is from RefSeq and is a predicted model, not a curated record.
UGUACCAUCUCGUUAGAGAAAUCCCAUUCGCUUCUUCCAUCGUCACUGAUGUUAUGGCGGACUACAACAAGCACAGCAGCAAGCGGCUCUCCGAUGAUGGAGCAGGACCGGAGGAGAAGGAAGGCAGUGUGAAAACUAAGACUGUCUCUUCCAGCACUGGAGGAGGGGGGAAACGCUCGGCCCAGGAGGUCAGCCCUGGCCCGGGGAAGGUGUCCACCUCGAGCCACCCGGUACCCCCAGCCCCCAAAGUCUCCAAGAUAGGAUUUGGUCUGAUCAGCCAGCCUAUAAAGAAGCCUGCGCCCAUCUCCAUCAAGCUGGGUGCUAGUAAACCCAAAGAGCCUGUACCUGUUCCUGCCAAGAAACCAGCUCUGGCCUCGGUUUUCAAUGUUGACUCUGAUGAUAGUGAGGAGGAGAUGCCUGCAGAAGCCAAGAUGAGGAUGAAGAACAUUGGCAGGGAGACGCCCACGUCAGCAGGCCCCAACUCCUUCAACAAGGGGAAGCAGGGAUUCUCCGACCACCAGAAGCUCUGGGAGAGGAAGCUCAAGUCUCAGACGGACACUGACCAAUAGGGCUCCGCCUCAUUGGUUAUUAGUCACAGUAAGACCAGUAGGGCUCGGCCUUACUGGGUUGCUAAUGACAACAGUCAAACUGCACACCGUGUUUGUUUGGAAUGAUGUCACCUUGAUUGAGGUCUUUUUCUCUUCGUUUGUCUGUUGACGAUGGUGUAAAAACAAUGUACAUACUGCUAUGUAAUGAUGGGGAGACAUUCGUGCUAUCAAGCAUAUUGUUUUGUUUUAAACGUGUGUGUGUGUGUGUGUUAUAUAGCAGACUGGAGUGGGUGUGUGUGUGUGUGUGUGUGUGUGUGUGUUAUAUAGCAGACUGGAGUGGGUGUGUGUGUGUGUGUGUUAUAUAGCAGACUGGAGUCGGUGUAGUUCAGAGCAAUGAGGAUAUGUUUUGGGAAAGGGAGCUUCAAGACAACUUAAUAAUAGUUUGACUCAUCUAGGAUAUAUCACUACUUUAUAACAGUCCUAACAGGGUUUUCAACCCUGGCCUUUCCCUCAUUUAUAUACUGUCUGUCAUGCCUUUAUAGAGUGAUCCCAGACAGGAACCAUUUCUCCCGUGCCUGAGGUUGACGUGUAGAAAUAUUCAUAUUAGGACAAUAAACUUACAUUCAAUUCCAA